CAAAACACCAGCAGGUCAGCAUCAGCAGCGACAGCAUACGAGAGUCACUUUUCUCUGUGCGCUCCCAGUUCGUUUACGUUUUAUCAAACAUAUCCAUGUCUUAGCAAAACCGAAUGCACGUCAUAUGCUCAUGUUUUCAUUUGACUGAACGGUGUACGUUUGAAAGGACUGCGCGUAACAGCCCUGUCUCCAGAUUUGGAUGCUUCCUCACCGGCACUUUAAGAGCGAAACUGACAGAGGGAAUUCGGUGAUGAGUCCUGUCAUCUGUGCCGUCAGUUGAGUUAUUUAUCUAUUGAGGAUGGGAUGAGUUUAAGGGUUAUUCAGUGUUAUUAGCAUUUAGGCAUAACAUUUUGUAAUGCACGAGGCAGCAUUUUCUAGGACACUGGGCAGUUCUUAUGCCUAGAGCCACUCCUGUCCCAUAAGAUUAGACACAAUCACUCAUCGUAGUGAUGUGCUAUUCGUCAACAACAAGGCUAUUUAGGAUGUUUAGGUUGUGAUCAUGGAAACGAUAUCUGCGUGUCUUCACACUCGUUUAUCUAGCUUUAUGGCUAUCAGUUUUAUAGGCUGGUUUUCUGUACAGCAUGCUUUAGUCUGGACAGCACCAGAUGGUCCAUGUUAGCUCCUCAUGCUAGUUGGUUACUCCAUAUAAUUUCAAUCUAGAUGACAUGUCCAAGCGUUAAUGUUAGAGAUUAUCACACUAUGAGCGAUUAUUAUGAGAAAGUGAAGAUUGAGCUUCAGCAAAUGAAGGCGCCCGGAGAGGCUGCGGAGACCGAGGCCGCGGCCGAGCAGCAGCAGCUGUCACCGGCUUCAGAAUCUUCUGUUUCAGCUGAUGUCUCCCUCACUUCUCGGAGGGACAUUUCCAGGAGUAGCAUUAACGAAAGAAGUCGGAGUAAAAGCAGGAGCAAAGGUGACGGUCAUGAGAGACAGGUGAACGGCAGGCAGGUUUCGGAUCUGACAGUGGCAGGUAUAUACCGUGUCAGCAAUGAGCAAAACCUUCAAGUUAAAGGGACGGGGAAGAUUUUCAAGGCUAAAUCGGCGGCAAAUGGUCAAGUUGAGUCAUGCCAGAGACAAACGGAGGAGAAAUGUGAGCAUCAAGAGGAUGGUAGCAAAGUGGGCAAAAAGAGAAGACCAGUGACAGUGGACUCGUCUAAAGCGAAGACAUCGCUCGAAGCGCUUAAACUCAGCAUCAGGCAGUUGAAGUGGAAAGAGUUUCCAAUAGGUAGGCGGACAGCCUGUGAUAUCUACUGGCAUGGCGUCUCCUUUCAUGACAACGAGAACAUCGUUUCAGGGCAAGUCAACAAGUUCCCAGCAGGAAUGAUAGAGAUGCUGCGAAAGAUCAACUUGAGCCGUGCGGUUCGUACCAUGCAGGAACUGUUCCCAGAGGAGUAUAACUUCUAUCCACGCUCUUGGAUACUGCCCGAGGAAUACCAGCUCUUCUCCACACAGGUUCGUCUCCUGAAAGAUAAUGAUUCCACCCUCAAGCCCACUUUCAUUGUGAAACCGGACAACGGUUCCCAGGGCGACGGCAUCUACCUCAUCCGCGACCCUGCUGACCUUCGGGUUAUCUCAGGUUCUCAGGUCAAACAAGCGGUUGUUCAAGAAUACAUCCAAAAACCCCUUCUGAUCGAUAAACUGAAGUUUGAUAUCCGCUUGUAUGUUCUGGUCCGUUCGUUGGAGCCUUUAGAAAUCUACAUCGCUAAAGAGGGUCUGACCAGGUUCUGCACGGAACCCUACCAGGAGCCCAGUCAGAAGAACCUCAGUCAUGUAUUUAUGCAUCUUACCAACUAUUCCCUUAAUGUGCACAGUGGAAACUUUGUCCAUUCGGACAGCUGCAACACAGGCAGUAAACGCACAUUCUCUAGCGUUCUGUAUCGUCUGGGAUCUAAAGGAGUGGACAUCAAGAAGGUUUGGUCGGACAUUAUUGCGUUGGUUAUCAAGACAGUAAUUGCACUUGUGCCUGAACUGAAAGUUCAUUAUCAAGCUGAUAUACCACCAGGCAAACCAGGACCUACAUGUUUUCAGAUCCUGGGCUUUGACAUCCUGCUGAUGAAAAAUUUGAAGCCUAUUUUACUAGAGGUCAAUUCUAAUCCCAGCAUGAGGAUUGAACAUGAACAGGAGGUGUCACCUGGUGUGUUUGAAUAUGUUCCGAGUCUUGUUGAUGAAGAGGUGAAAGUGGGAGUGAUCAGAGACACACUGCGGCUCAUGGACCCCGCUCAGAGGAAACAGUACGGAGUCACAAAUUUGGGAGACGGUUCUCCUGAGAAUGCUAUUGUCGUGGAUGCAGAAAGUGAUGAGAAAGAAGGCCUGGCAGAUUCUCUUCCAUCUCUGUGUUUAAAGCAAGUCUUUCCUAAAUACACCAAGCAGUUUAAUUACCUGCGGGUUGUUGAACGCAUUGCCACCAUUUUCCUGCGCUUCCUUGGAGUCAAAGGAACCAUGAGAUUGGGUCCGACCGGUUUUCGCACCUUCAUACGGAACUGUAAGCUGAGCAACAGCAGCUUCUCCAUGGCUUCAGCAGACAUCCUGUACAUCGACAUCACUCGUCGCUGCGCUGGAACGCUCCCUGACUCCAGAGAAGCAGGGAUGGGUCUUCAGGCAUUUAUUGAGGCCUUUUUUUACCUGGCAGCACGCAGGUUCAAAGCUUUACCCCUUCGGGAGCAGUUGGUCUCAUUGCUGGAGGUGUGCGAGACGUCCCUCGACGGGCAGGGCCAUGGUGAGAAACCACGCCCUCACAGAUCACACACAAACGCUAACCCCGCCUCCGCUCACUAUUCAGCUCCACCCACUCUUAACUCUCCUGCUCUGACGCGCCGACAUCAAUACCAUCGAUGGCAUCAGCCAUUGCAACCUUCUGCUAAGGGAAACGCAGACAACUGACAAUCAUAACCUGAAUUGACUGUUUGUUAGCUGUUCUGAGGAAAAUGGGUAUUAAAGUAAACGAGAAAUAAACAGAUUAUUAUAAAUGACAGAAUGCCGGAUAUGGAUAUCUCAUUGACUCUCAGCUUUGUGCAAUAGUUCUAGUUAAAGAAGUUUAUACAUGGGUCAGAUCACUACUAUAACUCAAACAUUUUAGUGCUAAAUGAUUGGACAAUUUACAUGAGCAUGUGACUUGGGUUGCACUGCUCAUAUACACGCAACCUUAAGGUAAUGCGAGUUGCAUUUGUUGAAAUGAAUCACUGCAGGGAUAACAAGAGCAUCCCAUGAAUAUAUCAGGAACGACGAGAUAACGUGUUUCUUAAAGGGAAGGCAUAUUGUUAAAAUACCACAUCAGAACUUCAGAAAAGCAGCUAAUUAUCUACUGAAAUGGACACCUGGAACUGACUGAGCAAAACAACAUGGGGGCCUUUUGAUAGGGAAGGGUGUUGAUACCAGAAUACUGUAAAACACAAAGUGCACUAAACAGUCACAAAAGUUGUAUUUGUAUCCUUUAUUUUGUUUAUUAAACGUUUUGAGAGAUAUUUCACUGUAUGAAAAAGUAAUUAAAGGUCAAAAAUUUAAAAAGAAUAUAAAGCAGACAUUUUAGAUGAUAAUCAUGUAUUAAUUCCUUAUUAAACCAUCUUAAUUUGACAUUACAUUUAAACUGCACGCAUCUACAUAUAAACUUUAGGCUUGGUAGCGAUGUACUUGCUCAUGUUGAAUAAAGAU
Triplophysa rosa is the source of this 3642-nucleotide messenger RNA. It is a transcript of the gene ttll11, whose product is annotated as tubulin tyrosine ligase-like family, member 11. Gene Ontology annotation, cellular component: cilium. The record is from RefSeq and is a predicted model, not a curated record. Gene Ontology annotation, biological process: protein polyglutamylation; microtubule cytoskeleton organization. Gene Ontology annotation, molecular function: tubulin-glutamic acid ligase activity; tubulin binding. The coding region runs from base 661 to 2874 and encodes 737 amino acids. Lineage: Eukaryota; Metazoa; Chordata; Actinopteri; Cypriniformes; Nemacheilidae. The transcript has 9 exons.